AAGUCACUGUGAUGUCAUCAGGUGAGUCUCCAGGUGUUUGUUCUGAACCUGUCUAACCUGUCACAACCGUCUCACCUGGCCGCCACCGCUGCUGCUGCAGAGCCAGUUUCCUGUGGACUCCCUGAAGAUCCGACCUGCUGAAACAUCAUGGAGUCAAGAGAAGAAGAACAAGAAGAGGACACUCUCAGGUCUCCUCGAACGGAUGUCUCCACCACAACUACAGCAAAUACUGCUGAUACAGCCAAUACUACAAACACUGCAGAUACUACAAACACUGCAGAUACUACAAACACUGCAGAUACUUUAAACACUGCAGAUACUUUAAACACUGCAGAUACUACAAACACUGCAGAUACUUUAAACACUGCAGAUACUACAAACACUACAGAUACUACAAACACUACAGAUACUUUAAACACUGCAGAUACUGGUACUACUAAAGCUGAUGUCAGUUGUUCAGCCAGCAGCAGGACUCCUGUCAGCUCGUCUGAUGAUCACAGAGCUCCUCCAACCAGUCUGGCCUUUUCAGGGUCUCGACCAAAGAAGAAAAAAGUCCUGGUGGCUCCAGCUCUCAGUCUGUCUUUAGCUCGCAGUGAGUCUACGGUCUCUGACGACUUCUCCUCGCUGUUCCUCUCGCCUUCACCUGAGGGCGACGAUGACAAGGGGCUGGACUUUGAUCUUGACGCCAUGGAAACACCUUCUGACAGUGAAUCACUGCACUUUCCCACCUACGACCUCGAUCUGGAAGAUGACCUGCAGCGUCUUGGCGUGGCAUCCCGGUGUCACAUAGCCUCUGGCUCCGGGUCCAGGUCUGAUUCUCAGACCGGUACUGGCGCGGGGAUGGACCAGAGCGACCUGGGAGCUCUGGAGCGGGAGGACAUGGUGGACAGUCUGGGCACCAGGUGGCGCUGUUUCUCCACAGGUUAUCCACCGCAGGAGAGCCGGGUCAACAUGAGUGUCCUGGAGCCGUUUCUCAGGGUGCUUUCACACGGAGGUUACUAUGGAGACGGUAUGAAUGACAUCAUUGUUUUUUCGUCCUGUUACCUGCCGCAGAAUAGUCUGGAAAAUUACCAGUACGUUAUGGAUCACCUGUUCAGGUACGUUGUAGGGACUCUGGAACUGAUGGUUGCAGAAAACUACGUGAUUGUGUAUCUGUGUGUGGGAGGUCAGAAAGACAAACUACCAGGAAUCAGCUGGCUCAAAGAGUGCUACACCACCAUCGACAGGAGGUUGAGAAAGAACUUGAAGGGUUUCUAUGUGGUUCAUCCCACCUGGUACAUCAAAGCCCUCGUCACCAUCAUCAAACCCUUCAUCAGCUCUAAAUUCAGCAGGAAGCUCCAGUUUGUCGACACCCUGCAGGAUCUGUCUCUCUUCAUCCCCACUGAGCAUGUGCAGAUCCCCGACUGUGUCCAACAGUACGACAGGAACCGGUCCAGCUGAGACCACCAGCUGGGGUCAGGUCUACAGGAGGAACCUGAACGCCUCGUAGAGACACUUUCUCUUUCCCAGUGGAGACAAACUGUGCAGCAGCGAGCCAAUCACGUCGUCUGCAGGAUCUCAAACAGGCCAACAACAAAA
Labrus mixtus (cuckoo wrasse) is the source of this 1578-nucleotide messenger RNA. RefSeq names its product bcl-2/adenovirus E1B 19 kDa-interacting protein 2-like protein. Gene Ontology annotation, biological process: apoptotic process. Lineage: Eukaryota; Metazoa; Chordata; Actinopteri; Labriformes; Labridae. The record is from RefSeq and is a predicted model, not a curated record. The coding region runs from base 148 to 1440 and encodes 430 amino acids. Gene Ontology annotation, cellular component: cytoplasm. The transcript is spliced from 11 exons.